AUGCGUCCGUCUCCUCGUCUCAUGAUGCAGGCCACCAAGGCUCUGCGUUCAGCUGGCCACCCAGACCCAAAGAACGGAGUAUAUAUGGGAUGGUGGGGUGACUUGGGUUCACCAAAGCAAAAGGGAAUCGUCACCUAUGCCAUGUCGCCGAACAAGCAAGACCCCAUGGCCGGCGCCUACAAGAAUGCCGUCUUCAACACCUAUCGCCGAACAUACCACCAGAUCCUGUACUGGCUUCCUCCUAUGGUUCUAGGAUAUGUGCUUAUGGAGUGGGCUACCGAGAGAAACGAGUACCUGAACUCAAAGCCCGGACGUAUGGAAGCCGAAGAGUAG
Messenger RNA from Exophiala oligosperma, 333 nucleotides. RefSeq lists its product as uncharacterized. Lineage: Eukaryota; Fungi; Ascomycota; Eurotiomycetes; Chaetothyriales; Herpotrichiellaceae. Gene Ontology annotation, biological process: mitochondrial electron transport, ubiquinol to cytochrome c. The record is from RefSeq and is a predicted model, not a curated record. The coding region runs from base 1 to 333 and encodes 110 amino acids. The transcript has 4 exons.